This is a messenger RNA of Pistacia vera, 1264 nucleotides long. RefSeq names its product ultraviolet-B receptor UVR8-like. NCBI's taxonomy places the organism in Eukaryota, Viridiplantae, Streptophyta, Magnoliopsida, Sapindales, Anacardiaceae. The annotation marks the transcript as partial. The transcript is spliced from 3 exons. The record is from RefSeq and is a predicted model, not a curated record.
UUUCAGGUUGCUGCAGGGCUUAAUUUCACUGUGUUCCUAACAAGACAAGGUCAUGUCUACACAUGUGGGUCCAACACACACGGCCAGCUUGGUCAUGGUGACACUGUAGACAGGCCAACACCCAGAAGCAUUGCAUCACUUGAGGAAGUUGGCUCUGUUGUUCAGAUUGCUGCUGGUCCAAGUUAUGUCCUGGCUGUAACUGGAAAUGGGGAAGUUUACUCGUUUGGUUCUGGUUCUAAUUUCUGUCUUGGACAUGGAGAACAGCAUAAUGAGUUCCAACCACGUGUGAUCCAGACAUUUAAGAGAAAGGGCAUUCAUGUGGUCCGUGUCUCUGCUGGUGACGAGCAUGCAGUGGCGCUUGAUUCCAGUGGAUUUGUAUAUGCUUGGGGCAAAGGUUACUGUGGUGCUCUAGGCCAUGGUGAUGAGAUUGAUAAGACUAUUCCAGAACUCUUGAGCAGCCUUAAGAGCCACCUAGCUAUCCAGGUGUGUGCAAGAAAGAGGAAAACGUUUGUUCUGGUUGAUAAUGGUUCUGUUUAUGGCUUUGGGUGGAUGGGGUUUGGUAGCCUUGGGCUUACAUAUGAUAAAGUUAUGAAGCCGCGAAUCCUUGAUAGCUUAAGAGGUCACCAUGUUUCUCAAAUUAGCACUGGUCUGUACCACACUGUUGUAGUCACUCAACAAGGGCGAAUAUUUGGUUUUGGAGAUAACGAGCGAGCACAACUUGGACUUGACAAGUUAAGAGGAUGCCUUCAACCGACUGAAAUUUUUAUUCAGCAAAUGGAAGACGAGGCAGAUUGAUAGGAUUCAGCAACUCAGCAAACCCAACAAUGAAAUGUAACAGUAAAAAAAGAAAUGUAACAGAAAGUUCAAGAACUGAAGGUUGUAUUUGAAUGAUUCAGACUCUGUAUUACACUUUUGGAAAUGCAAACAAAAACCAGAAUAAAAGCCUACUGCGUACUCAAAAUACUCAAACAGAUUCAAAGAAAAAAAGAUAACUCUGCUGUGCUUCGAGGGCCAGCUGCCUCCCAAUAAACCUUGUCUUCUCUUUCUCCUUUCCCUCACGAUCUGCUCUCUUUUUGUAAUGCCCAGUAUAACAGAAUGUUGUACUGCUCCUCUCCCAUAUUGCCAUUUGUCUUGUGCUGACUGUCCUCUGUCCUGUUCUGUUUUGCCAGCCUAGCUUGUGAUCCUCUGCUAUGCUUCCUUUGCCUAUUGUAGACCUGCAUUGCAUGUGAUCUAUCACAGAUCUUGUUUCCCAAAGCGCAUGACC